UAUACAAAAAUGUAACUAGUAAAAGAGAUGGUGAUUAUGAAAAAUCAACGUUUAAAUGCGAGAAAUGUAUGGCUGGAUUUGAUGAUGACGAGUUGUUUUUACUUCAUAAUAGAAAAUGGCAUAGAGAGGAUAAAAACCCCUGCAUAUGUGCUCUAUGUAAUGCCUAUUUGAAAUCUAAGAAACAGUUAUCAAGGCAUAUACAACAACAUAACAAUAGCUAUAAAUGUAUUUUGUGCGAUCAUAUCUGCAUGGAGAAAGAUAGACAAUCACAUUUGGAACAACAACAUAUUAAGUUACUGCAGUGUUUAACGUGUGAUUUGUUGUUUAAAUGUCGGAAAGAUUUCUUCGCACAUUUUAAAGAAUGGCACGAGAAGUUCACUUGUGAUCAUUGCGGGAUCACUUUCAAGAUGAGAUAUUGCAUCAAGAACCAUAUUAGGAAACAACAUUCGCCCUUUGAAUGCAAGCAAUGUAAGAAACGUUUCGCCCGAUACAAUGGCCUCUGGCUUCAUAACAAGACCACCCACAGCACCAGUGUACAACCAGCUUACUGCGUGGAGUGCGACAAGGAAUAUCCAGACGUCUAUAGAUACAGGUGGCAUCUAGCCAAUAGCACGAGGCAUAAACCCAGGAAAAAAGUUCGGAUACCGUGUCAGGGAUGCGACAAAGUAUUCUCAAAGAACAUCUACAUGAAAGACCACUUCAACUUGGUGCAUCUCAAAAUUUAUAAAUACAGAUGCGAGGAGUGUGACAAGAAUUUCAUACGGAACGCGGAUUUGGUGAAGCACCAUCGCAGAAUCCACGAACGCAUACCAGUGCCUAAGAACAAGAUCUGUUACAUGUGCGGAAGAGGGUUUUCAACGAACAAGAUACUAACAAACCAUCUACGGACGCAUACUGGCGAGCGACCCCAUGCGUGCACACACUGCGGUGCACGCUUCGCCCAAAGCACUGCUCUACUCGGACAUAUCAGAGCUUUACAUAACAGAACGCAAGCUGAAACUUGAGCGUGUUUUUGUUAAACAGUGAACGGGUACUCUUCAGACUAUGUAGCUAUGGUUUGAAAUAAAAACUCUAU
Messenger RNA from Hyposmocoma kahamanoa, 1075 nucleotides. RefSeq names its product zinc finger protein 2-like. The transcript is spliced from 7 exons. The coding region runs from base 69 to 1004 and encodes 311 amino acids. NCBI's taxonomy places the organism in Eukaryota, Metazoa, Arthropoda, Insecta, Lepidoptera, Cosmopterigidae. Gene Ontology annotation, biological process: regulation of transcription by RNA polymerase II. Gene Ontology annotation, molecular function: RNA polymerase II cis-regulatory region sequence-specific DNA binding; DNA-binding transcription factor activity. The record is from RefSeq and is a predicted model, not a curated record.